This is a messenger RNA of Racocetra fulgida, 698 nucleotides long. NCBI's taxonomy places the organism in Eukaryota, Fungi, Glomeromycota, Glomeromycetes, Diversisporales, Gigasporaceae. The record is from the annotation of a GenBank genome assembly.
AGAUAGCUUCUUCGUCAUCAGUUACGCUUGUUUGCUUUGACGUUUCGCAAACACCCCAAAUCAAACUUGAACGUGAAAUUAAAAUUCCUGUUACAAACAUAGAUCCAAAUAUCGAACCUAAUAAUGCCCUUCAGCAACUUUACACAAAUAUUUUGAACGCAAAACUUCCGAAAAAGUGGGGAAAAGUGGAUCUAUCCAUCGUAUACUACCAAAAUCCUUUGGAUAAAGAACAACUACAUUAUGCUUUGAAUGAUGAUAGGGCCCUAAAAUUUUUUUGGGAUGAUUAUCAACGAGAAGCAGGAGUUCAAUUAGUUGUUUAUACUAAACAACUGACUACUAUGCAACCUUUGGCGGUACCAGAUACUAAUGCAACAUCAUCAAAAGCAGUACCCUUGGCUCCUCUUACUCCUCGGAAGAGCCCUCCACGAUUACCACAAAUUCCAGGCCUCGAUUUUAGUUCAGGCCCAGUGUACAAGCAGAACAUUGCUAUUACUGACAAGACUACAUUCGCUUCGCUUUUGUCUUUUGCGAUUAAGAAACCACCUCCAGCAGGAAAACAGUUUGUUUUACAAAGUUCUGAUGGUGAAUUAGAAUACAUGCCUGAAGAUCCGGUGAGAAAAGUAAUUCAUGGUGCACUUCACGCUGAUGUAAUCGUGAAGAUGGAAGACAUCCGGGAGAUUGAUUUCACACAAUUUUAA